Chelmon rostratus (copperband butterflyfish) is the source of this 2207-nucleotide messenger RNA. RefSeq names its product store-operated calcium entry regulator STIMATE-like. The transcript has 10 exons. The record is from RefSeq and is a predicted model, not a curated record. Gene Ontology annotation, cellular component: cortical endoplasmic reticulum; nucleus; membrane. Gene Ontology annotation, molecular function: calcium channel regulator activity. The coding region runs from base 699 to 1874 and encodes 391 amino acids. Lineage: Eukaryota; Metazoa; Chordata; Actinopteri; Chaetodontiformes; Chaetodontidae. Gene Ontology annotation, biological process: chondrocyte proliferation; tissue regeneration; activation of store-operated calcium channel activity.
ACCGGUGCACGCGCCGUUUUCAACGCUCGAGAGAAAAUCUAAGUUUGCUUGCCCGGCGUUAGCUUAAUGGAACUGAGUAGUUAGCUUGAGGGCUAGCAAGGUAGGUAGUGAUAGCAUCUCAGCUGCUGCAUCUCCUUUUUUUACUGUGGACGUUUGAUUGUCGGCAAAAUUUCACUUGCCAUUGGUCGACCUGCGCUGUACAACACAUUUACAAUAAGUUACUAACAGCAGUUUUAUCGGGUUCAGUAGCUACCUGACACUGGUUUAGCUGGCGGUGUCUUAUUUAAUGUUAGCUCGCACAUUCGAGCGAAGAUUCCAGGUCGAGCCAGGGAAGGUUUUCACUGCUGCACGGACCUUCUAAACCUGCUAUUGAUUUUUAAUGUCGCACCUCUGUUUUUAAAGUGUGUGGACGAGUUAGUCCCAGUUACGUUGGUACGCCACUGCAACUUCUAGUAACCUUUUAGAGGCUUUACUUCUCUUGUGACAAAAAUCAGCUAUGGCUCUAUGGAUGCCUGAGGGAGAAUGAGUGUGCGCUUGGAAGGCAGAGGAUGCCAACGUCUUUCACCGAAGCCUGUCCAGCUUAACAUAUCGAUUAGCUGACCAACAACUGCUGGAGAGGACCGGGAAGCACUCAGAGUCUGUGUGAGAAGCCACUGCUAUCGGCUUUAUUAAUUAUUCUCGUGCUGCGCUCCUGUCCCAUGGAUGCUGUCAGUGGUGUCAACAUGCUGUCCCAGCUCGGAGACGUGGCACUGGCAGGUCCAGGAGGAGCGGGGCUGCCCGCUGUGUCCUUCACCAACACGUCGGUGUCAUCCAGCCCGACGCCAAGCACUGAUAACCGGGGGUGCGAGAAUGGCGCCUUGAUGGACUCGUUUGGGAUUUUUCUGCAAGGGCUUCUCGCCGUGGUGGCUUUCAGCACGCUGAUGUUGAAACGCUUCAGGGAGCCAAAGCAUGAGAGGAGACCCUGGAGAAUCUGGUUCCUGGACACCUCAAAACAAGCUAUUGGGAUGCUGUUUAUCCACUUUGCUAAUGUGUAUUUGUCAGACCUCACAGAAGAGGAUCCUUGCUCACUAUACCUCAUUAACUUCCUGUUGGAUGCUUCUCUGGGCAUGUUGCUCAUCUAUGCUGGGGUGAGAGCCGUCAGUGCCAUUGUAGAGUGGAGGCAGUGGGACUCUCUGCGUUUUGGAGAAUAUGGAGAGCCGGUGCAGUGCACAGCAUGGUUGGGUCAGUGUAUCCUCUACAUUCUCAUCAUGAUGUUUGAGAAAGUCCUCAUCAUGCUGGUCCUCCUCAUCCCCCAGUGGAAGAAGCUGGCCCUCCUCAACCCCAUAGAGAAUCCUGACCUGGAACUGGCCAUCGUCAUGCUCAUCGUUCCGUUCUUCAUCAAUGCCCUCAUGUUUUGGGUGGUAGAUAAUUUCCUAAUGAAGAAACACAGGACAAAAGCAAAGCUUGAAGAGAGAGAGGAGGACUCACGGGGAAACAGCAAGGUGCGCUACAGACGAGCUCUGUCCCAUGAUGACUCAGAGUCAGAGAUCCUUUUCUCAGCAGAUGAUGAAAUGGAUGAGUCGGAUGAGGAUGACAUUCGUCGGCAAACUGGCCUGAAGACGGUGAAGAAGAAGAAGCUUCGCAUGGGGAUCCCUCCAGGCGAGGUGAAGAAGAAGAAGCGUCCCCCGAUGAAGGAGGAGGACCUGAAGGGAGCCCGCAGUAAACUAGGACUGAAGGGCGAGGUCAAGAGUAAGACCUAUGAGGUCAUGGUUGAGUGUGAACGUAUGGGUAAAGUGGCGCCGUCUGUGUUCAGUGGUGUGAGGACGGGGACAGAGACGGUCCUGGACAAGCCUGCUGCCACCAAGACUCCUGGAGCCAGUGUGUUCAGCAAGUAGACAUAAUUCAGGAUAAAGCAGCAGCACUGAAGAAGCACACGCUGUUAUCUUUCUGUUUCUGAGUCAGUGGUGAUACUGCAUAAUAUAGAGUACAAAAAAAAGCAGUUUAAAUGAAGCUGGAUUUGAGAGAGAUAAAUGGGCUAAUUCUGUGCCAAUUGUGUGUUGACAUUACUGCUAUGUAAGCAGUUAUUGCACUUUGCACUUUGCACAGUGCAUCAGACUUGGGUUUGGAUUAAUGUGGCCGAUACGCUGUAAGUAAGUUAUUUAUCAGUGUUGACUGUUUUGUUCAUUUUUUUACCUGACCAUUUUACUAAUAAAUUAUUUUCCCCUGUA